Mercurialis annua (annual mercury) is the source of this 1954-nucleotide messenger RNA. Its product is annotated as GDP-L-galactose phosphorylase 1-like. The record is from RefSeq and is a predicted model, not a curated record. Gene Ontology annotation, molecular function: GDP-D-glucose phosphorylase activity. The transcript is spliced from 9 exons. Gene Ontology annotation, biological process: glucose metabolic process. Bases 538 to 1653 code for a protein of 371 amino acids. Gene Ontology annotation, cellular component: cytoplasm. Lineage: Eukaryota; Viridiplantae; Streptophyta; Magnoliopsida; Malpighiales; Euphorbiaceae.
GUAAUUUGGCCUUGGGUUAUGACCUACAGGACUACACGUGUCUACUUAAAAUUCGAUGAUUACAGUUUGUUCAUAUAAUUACAGUUUCGGUUCAAAAAAAUCCAAAAUCCUACACUUCCUGCUUAACUUUCCUGAUACUGAUUUGUGUUCCUUGCCCUAAUUCUAUUGAAGUUCAUUUGUUGUUGAUUGCAAAGGAAAAUAAGGGCUUGCUAGUCCAAUUAAGGGCUGGCUUUGAUUGUUCAAUCACGGCUCUAAAAAGAAAAACACCUUUUAAGAUUAGCAGGGGGAAAUCAUGUUCCCAGCUCUUCCCUAAGUUUUUGAUUGCAUCCCCUACCUUUCACGGCGGUCGCGGUGCCCUCCCGUCUGCUGGUGGGCAUCCAUCCGAUCUUACUUAUCUUGCGGGCGGCGGGAACUGAUAUACCCGGUUGUCGAAGCUUGGUUACCUUCCUUGACUUCGGAGGGUGCUGGCGUAGCUAUUUGAAUAUUUCGUUUUAGUUUGUUGCUAAUUGGGAAAUACUGUGUUUACAAAUUACAACUAUGGUUGCAAUCAAGCCAACUGAUGAUAACUCUUUGGUUUCAAGAUGUGAAACUGAGAAGCUUGGUCGUGCUCAAGGUACCAAAAUCCCCAUCUACAGAUUUGGUACCCAAUUUAUAACAGGGAAUAGCUUGUUUGAGGGGUUUUCUGAAGAACAAAGUCUGCUGGAUUCUCUUCUUCUUGCACUGUGGGAAGAAAAAAUGUGGAAGGGUCAUUUCAAGUAUGACGUAACUGCCUCUGAAAUUAAGGCUAUUAGGGGGAGAUAUAAGUUUCUUGCUCAGUUAAGUGGGCAAUGGAGUAUGAAUUGUUCACAAGACGACGAGAAGCAUAAACUUAGCCACAAAGAGGAUCUACUGGUGCUUGACCUGAACAACCGCUGUGAGGAUAUACUCUUCUGCAUCGCAAACAGCGAUAAGGCCGAACAUGAGCUUGUUACUUCAGCUUCUAUUCCUAAUGGGUCCUUCUUAAUUAUUGUGAAUGUAAACCCCAUUGAAUAUGGCCAUGUCUUCCUGGUACCUCAUGGCUUUGACGGUCCCUGCCAGAUCAUGGACGGAAGAUCCUUGGAAAUGGUCGCAAGGGUUGCCAUUGAGAUGAAUAAUUGCACUUUCCGAAUGUUCUAUGAUAGUCCUGGAUCUAGUACUUCACAUUUAUUUUUCCAGGCUUGCUACUUUCCAGAUCUUUUACCAGUGGAGCGUAUGCCAGUUAAAAACUUGUAUGACGAUGGACAUGGAGGGAUAUGCAUCUCUACUGUUGUAGAUUACCCCAUCAAAAAUCUUGUCUUUGAGAGCAACUGUAAUUUAAAGAUACUGCUGCAGGUUCUUGCUGAGACAUGUUCUUUUUUGUUGGAAAAAGAAACCAUGUAUAACCUGAUGAUAUCUGAUCAAGGCAAAAAGAUCUUCCUGUUCCUUCAGCAUCCUCAUGUUCAAACAUUGCCAGCCACUUCUGUCCUUACUGCAUGGGAGUGUGCAGGCUACUUUUCAUUCAGGUCCAUGCCGGAAUUUGACCAAGUUACAGAGUCAAUUCUGCUUAAACGCCUGACAACUGUCUCACUCGAUGACGAAGCCUUUACGGCUGUGAAGCAGGUCUGCUGCUGCAUUGCAACUAAGUUUGCUGCUUGAACCUUACUCCCUUAAAACAACCUGUCUGUACCGGAUAACAAAACUUUCCGAUAUAUUAUGCUAAGUUGUGCCUCAUGUAAUUGUUCGUAUUUCAAUUUCCUGUCCUCGCUGAAGGUAAAAUCCAUGUUAUUGUAAUUAUAAGGCUUGUAAUGGUACUUCACCCACCUGAGGUGGUCCUUUGGUACCAUUGUCUCUAGCAUCCAUAUUGUGUUUGUGUAUAUUAUACAAUCAAUUGGCUUAUCAUGCCAAGCUCCAAGAUUGUUUCUAGCCAUAAUGUACAACUCAGUUUGUUUCCCUUGCA